AUGGCGCUGGACUCGAAGCUGCCGCAGCCCAUCGGUGCUCCUCAUGCAUCGAGGCAUUACGAGCAUGACCGUCAACCCUUCACCCGACGCAAAGCGAUCCGCGAGUUCCUCAAAGGCAUCUUCGUCGCUCUCUCCCUCCUGGCCUUCCUCUCCUACCCGCGCUCGACCUUGGACUACAUUUCCGAUCUCUCCAGCGGCGACCUCCGCUGGCCAUGGUCGCACCACCCCAUCAAGACCAACAUCAUCCUCCUCAUCAGCGAUGGCUACGGUCCCGCCUCGGUCACCUUCACUCGCCACUUUGCGCAGGCGCUCAACAACGACACCGACUACACGAGCCACUUUCAGCUCCCACUCGACACGAUUCUGGUGGGCACGCAUCGAUCGCGCUCCUCGUCGUCGUUGAUCACGGACUCGGCGGCAGGAGCGACCGCCUUUGCGUGCGCCAAAAAGUCGUACAACGGCGCGAUCGGGGUGACUCCGGACGGCAAGGCGUGCGGGACGGUCUUCGAGGCCGCCAAGCGUCAAGGAUUGCUGACGGGCGUGGUGGUGACCUCGAGGUUGACGGACGCUACGCCCGCAGCGUUCAUCUCGCAUGCCGCGUCCCGGGCCGAAGAGCCGUUAAUUGCGAGUCAGAUGAUUGGAGGUGACAAGAACCCUCUAGGUGAGCGAACGCUGGAUCUUGCAAUCGGCGGUGGUGGGUGCGCCUUCCUGCCCCAGUCCAGCGCAGUCUCCUGUCGACAGGACGAUGAGGACACGGUCGAAUACGCACGCUCGCUCGGAUGGGACGUCCGCCUCGCAUUCCCGACCAACACCUCCGCACCCCUCACCAACGACGUCUUCGCCGGCAAGCAGCCGAAGCUGCCCUUCAUGGCCCUCCUCUCGCCUAGCAACACGCCCUACGAGAUCGAUCGCGUCAACAUUCCCUCCCCGCUGCCGCUGGCGCCGCAAUCGCACUACGCGCGGAAAGCGAUCGACCUGCUCUCCGCCUCCUCCACCAAGGGGUUCAUCCUCAUGAUCGAGGGGUCGCAGAUCGAUCUGUGUGCGCAUAACAACGAUCCGGCGUGUCACGCACGCGAGGCGCUGGCGUACCACGAGACCAUCGCGCAUGUCAAACGAUGGGUGGACAAGCACAACACCCGCCGUGAGCGAUCGCUGCUGAUCUCGACGUCGGACCACGAGACGGGUGGUGUGACGCUGGGCAGGCAGUUGAGUGCGGACUAUCCGAACUAUGCGUACUACCCGGAACGGUUGCUGAAUGCCAAGCAUUCGACGCCGAUCUUGACGGCGGUGCUGAUCGACUUUGUGCGGUCGGAGGCGGAGAAGGCGGAGGAUGGGCAGGUGAGCGAGAGCCUCGUGCGCGACUUUAUUCGGGAGAAGAUCCUCGGUGCGUCAGGGUUGGGCUUCGAAAGCGAAGCGCAGGGGGGCAAGCCCACCGAUGGGGAGGUCGAUCGAGUCUUUGACAUCGUCAAAGAGGAGCUGCUGUCCAAACCCACCACCCUCUCGUAUACAGCGAUCAACCCGCAUGUAGCGACAAUGGACCCCGUGCCGGGCGUCAACCUCGACGAUAUCCGGCGCGUCAUCUCCGACAUCGCCGCCCGACGCGCAGAGAUCGGCUUCUCCACAAGUGGCCACACGGGCAUCGACAUCAACGUCUAUGCGUAUGGCGCAGAGGCUCGCCGCCUUGAGGGCAACCAGGACAACACCAAUAUCGGGCACGUCAUCAAGCGCAUGCUCGGGUUGGAUCUGGAUAGCGUGACCAGGGAUCUCAAUCGUAACAAGUAG
Messenger RNA from Kalmanozyma brasiliensis GHG001, 1782 nucleotides. RefSeq names its product Alkaline phosphatase. Gene Ontology annotation, cellular component: fungal-type vacuole membrane. NCBI's taxonomy places the organism in Eukaryota, Fungi, Basidiomycota, Ustilaginomycetes, Ustilaginales. The transcript has a single exon. Gene Ontology annotation, molecular function: alkaline phosphatase activity. The record is from RefSeq and is a predicted model, not a curated record. Gene Ontology annotation, biological process: dephosphorylation. The coding region runs from base 1 to 1782 and encodes 593 amino acids.